Messenger RNA from Lasiosphaeria miniovina, 440 nucleotides. RefSeq lists its product as uncharacterized. NCBI's taxonomy places the organism in Eukaryota, Fungi, Ascomycota, Sordariomycetes, Sordariales, Lasiosphaeriaceae. The transcript has 2 exons. The record is from RefSeq and is a predicted model, not a curated record. The coding region runs from base 18 to 419 and encodes 133 amino acids.
CGGCAAUUGAUUAUCAAAUGGCAGGGGUGGGUGGCAGACUGAAGGAAGUGAGGAGAUUUCACCAUCCGUGGUUAUAUGUACGUUGCAUUGCGCUGGGCACGGCGGGCAUCUGCCUGCUUAGCGCUGUGUGGCUGCAGGUGGCGCCGACGGCCCUCGAGAACAUUGGGUGGCGCUACUACCUGUGCUUCAUCAUCCCCAGCAGCAUCGCCGCCGUGCUCAUCCUGCGCUACUGGCCCGACACCAACGGCAUGCCGCUUGAGGAGGCCGCCCGUCUGUUUGGCGAUGAGGAUGAGAUGUUUGGGAACGGUGCCAGCGUCGAGAAUCGUUUGGCGCCGCCAUCGGGUGGGACUUCUGCGGGGGAAGAAAAGGCUGUGGCGGCUGAGGUGGCCGAGACAAAUGUUGCGGGGGCUGAGGUGUAGGCUUAACGGGUGGUUAGAGGC